AGAGUAAAUCUUGAAGUUGCUUUUGCACCUACUUGAGCUACGCCCACGUAAUUUUAAUUAAUUAACAUCUAGGGUGUGGCUCAGUGCUGAGCUAUGGCAGUUUAUAUCAGUUCAGUGUUCCUAUUGCUUCUCUGCAGCAGUUCGUUACUACUAGAGGUCUCAGCUGGAGAGAAUGCUGUACUGAAUGUUCACAUAGUCCCUCAUACACACGAUGAUGUUGGCUGGCAGAAAACUGUUGAUGAAUAUUACUAUGGAGCUAAUAAAAGCAUUGCACAGGGAUCAGUACAAUACAUACUGGAUUCAGUCAUCACUGAACUGGGUAAGAAUGAAGAGAGGAAAUUUAUUUACGUGGAAAUGGCCUUCUUCACUCGAUGGUGGAGCGAACAACCUGAUGACAUCAAACAGAAAGUUCAUGAAUUGGUGGAUAGUGGGCAGCUGGAGUUCAUUAAUGGCGGGUGGUGCAUGAGUGAUGAAGCCUCCACUCAUUAUAAUGCCAUCAUUGAUCAGAUGUCCAUUGGCCUGAGGUUUAUUGCUAACACGUUUGGUGUUAGCCCUUCCGUCGGUUGGCAGAUUGAUCCAUUCGGACACUCGUCUUUUCAUGCUACUUCAUUCUCUUUGUUUGGAUUUGACAGUAUGAUGUUUGGUCGGCUUCAUUACGAGGAUGACGAAAUUCGUAGAAACACGUCACAAAGAGAAAUCAUAUGGAAGAGCAGUCCAUCCCUGGGCAACAUUGCUGAUAUAUUUACUGAAGUAUUGUACGGACAUUAUGCUGCUCCUCAUGGUUUCUGCUUUGAUUUAAGAUGCAAGGACCCUCCAAUUAUGGAUGAUAAUAAUUUGUAUGACGAUAAUGUGAAGAGUAGAGUGGAUGAGUUUAUAGAAACUGCACUAACUCAAGCUCAAAGUUACAAGACUAAUAACAUCAUCAUGACAAUGGGAGGUGAUUUCCAAUACGAGAAUUCUCGUGAGUGGUUUGAGAACUUGGACAAACUCAUAGCUUAUGUCAAUAAGAAUGGCUCUAUCAAUGUUAUGUAUUCAACUCCGUCAAUUUACACAAAAUAUGUCAAUAGUGACAAGGACUUUAGACUAUCCACUAAAAGUGAUGAUUUCUUUCCUUAUGCCAAUGCUCCUUGGGACUACUGGACAGGUUAUUUCACUAGCAGACCUGCUUUGAAAGGUUACGUGAGGCAGUGUAAUGCUCACUUGCAAGCAUGUAAGCAAUUGGAAGCAAUUCAUAAUGGAAUGGGAGACAAGGGACCCUCUUCAAUAAAACUACAGCAAGCAAUGGGUGUUGCUCAACAUCAUGAUGCUGUCUCUGGUACAGAGAAGCAGCAUGUUGCUGAUGAUUAUGCCAAGAGACUUCAUGUUGGAGAAGUUGAGUGUCGUUCUGUAAUGGCGACUGUCCUCAAUGAUCUUGCAGCUAAAGGAGCUAAUGCACCUAAAAUGAACUUGAGUUUCUGUGAAUAUCUUAACAUCAGUGUGUGUCCAGUAACUGAGGGAGGAGAUUUCAGUAUGGUAGUGUAUAACUCAUUAGGGCGUCCUUACACUGGUGUGGUUCAUAUUCCUAUUAUAAAGAGGAACAUAAUAGUCACUAGCCCUGAUGGUAGUGCUGUACCAGUACAGGUUGUUCCUAUUAGUAAUGUAACUAAAUCACUAUCACUGAUUGUUACUGGUGAUACAAAGGCUGAAUAUGUUGCUGUAUUUGAAGUGACUGAUGUACCUCCCUCUGGCUAUGCCAUAUACACCAGUGAUGGGAACAACAUUAACAGUACACAGAGAUCAGGUGCUUAUAUAUUCCGUCCGAACAGUUCAGCAACAUUCCCUGUUGGCAGUGAUAAUAAUAAUAAUGCUGAAAUGACUUCCAUUAUGGGUGAUUUGUUGUCUGAGGUUAGGCAGGUUUUCUCCCCAUGGGUAUCUCAAGUUGUUAGAUUGUAUGAGAAUAGACCAGCAGUUGAGCUAGAGUACACUGUAGGACCGAUACCAAUAAAAGAUGGAUUGGGUAAAGAGAUAAUAUCACAUUUCACAACUGACCUUAAGAGUGACUCCACAUUCUAUACUGAUUCCAAUGGAAGAGAUAUGCAAAAGAGAGUGAGGAAUUAUCGGCCUACGUGGAAGUAUAACAAUACAGAACCAAUAGCAGGAAACUAUUAUCCAGUUAAUAGCAGAAUAUACAUAAGAGACGAAAAGAAAGGGAUUCAGUUUACUGUACUCAAUGAUAGAUCACAAGGAGGAUCUAGUAUCACUGAUGGAUCUGUAGAACUGAUGGUUCAUAGGAGGCUCCUGUAUGAUGAUAAACGAGGGGUAGGUGAGCCUUUGGAUGAGCUAGGAGUGAAUGGAAAGGGUUUGAUUAUUAGAGGGAAGCAUCUACUGAUACUUGAUACAAUUGAUGACUCAGCGUAUACUCAGAGAAUGAUGGCUGAAGAAUUAAUGAUGACACCAGAGCUCUCCUUCACUUUAAAUAAUGGACUGCAGUUAGAGCAUUAUAAUCUAAUGUACAAUGGAUUGUCUAUUCCUCUUCCUGAUAAUGUUCAUUUACUGACUCUUGAACAUUUGGAUCAGUCUACAAUUCUCCUUCGUUUGGAUCAUCAGUUUGAAUCAACUGAUCCUGAGAAAUGGUCAACUACUGCUAAUGUUAAACUAAAAGAUCUGUUUGUUGCAUUUGAAAUCAAAGAAGUAACAGAGCUAGGUUUAGGAGGUAACUUAGCUUUAUCUGAUAUAAAGAAACUGCAAUGGCAGACAACAGACAAUGAAACUGUUCCUGGUCCUUUUAAUUUCCCUCCUGUGACUGGUCCUGAUUUUAUUGUCUCAUUGUCUCCAAUGAUGAUACGUACAUUUAACAUUACCAUUGAAACCAGAAACUGACAUAACACUUCUCUUCCUGUACACUAUGCAGUGUUGCUUUUAUACAUUUGGCCUCAUUUUGAUGCUGUUUAAUUUGCUGUAAAUGAAUACAUUAACAUUU
Messenger RNA from Amphimedon queenslandica, 2959 nucleotides. RefSeq names its product lysosomal alpha-mannosidase-like. Bases 94 to 2859 code for a protein of 921 amino acids. Gene Ontology annotation, cellular component: lysosome. The record is from RefSeq and is a predicted model, not a curated record. Lineage: Eukaryota; Metazoa; Porifera; Demospongiae; Haplosclerida; Niphatidae. The transcript has 23 exons. Gene Ontology annotation, molecular function: alpha-mannosidase activity; carbohydrate binding. Gene Ontology annotation, biological process: mannose metabolic process.